Molecule: messenger RNA, 1608 nt
Organism: Letharia lupina
Lineage: Eukaryota; Fungi; Ascomycota; Lecanoromycetes; Lecanorales; Parmeliaceae
Exons: 2
Coding region: 1-1608 (535 amino acids)
Source: RefSeq, a predicted model, not a curated record
AUGGUCUCUUGCUUGACCGUCGAUACCCCGACCCCAAGUACCUGCUGGAGUGGCAGCGCCCUGCUAUUUGACGCGGACUCCAGAAACGUGCGGACGUACUUCACGACUGCCUUCACGAUAGUCAAUACCCUUCUUCCGUUCGUUGGGUCAUUUGUCAUUAAGAGGAUCAAUCAAAGAGCCAUCCUAAAGGGCGCUGCUGUAAACAAUAAUGGCUUGCCUCUUAGCCACUUGUCACCGUGGCUGUCCCUUACGUCCACUGCAUUGAAUUGGUUUAGAACGCGCCGAUUCCCUGGCGGCCCCUUUGGCGUCGUCAUGCUCUUUUCUGGGUUGAUAAGCGUACUUUCCAGCUUCAUUGUCAGCUACUUCGUCUUUGGCUACACUUUGGCUGGGCACUGUCCUUUUGGUAAAGGAGUGGUUGUCAGUCAGGCAAAUGCUGUCGUUUGGCCAGAGAAGACGCCGUUACCAGACUAUUUUUACCCAACGCCCUUGUGGCCCGGUUCUACCAUAUCUGUCUCCUCUCAGAUGAUCAGCUAUUUCAGCCGGCCGCGAGUGGGUCUAACGCCUAUAAUUGGAAUCUCGCAGAUUGCUAACAAUGAUCUGGACUUCUACGCUCGGGAUGAAGACAUUCUAGGCGGCUGGCAAUGCAACCGAGAUCCUAGCCUUGCUGGGAAGCUCGCCUUUACCAACAACCUCACUCGUCCAAAUCAGGGACUGCUGCACCCCCAGCUGGUUGAUCGGGACUUGCUCUAUACGAACACAAUACUAGCUGACCAAGGCGCCCUCAUCCAGCCUGGGUACUCGGAUGGUCUGAAUGCUUUCGCGAACUUGGUGGAAUUGAGCUCCAGCCUAGGGUCUACUUGGGAUGUCAAGGCAGUCAUGAUCUCAAAUCUGUCCGGAGACUCGGAUACCACUCAAUUCUCGGUUACAGAUCUGCACUGCAAUUUGGUUGCAAGCCCGCAGAUUCCUUCGAGUAAUACAACUCUUGAUCUGAUCCUCUCGAAUACCAACGCCAGCGCUGUGCUCACUAACUGGGGCCCGCUGAUCCUUGGUGCUAUCAUGGUAAUCUCCCAAGGCAAUGCUACUGGAUACACGCAAGUGCUCGAAACUCAUCUGAAUGCGAUGAGUAUGUCUUGGGGAUCCAAUGAUAAUGCCGAUCACACUGCCUCAGUCUCCGGAUGCGUACUUUCUCGUGCAGCUACCAACAUUGGUGUUUGGGUUAUCCUUGCCAUCGAAAUCAUACUGCUGCUCAUCCUUGGUGUGCUCGAUCUGGUGACCUUGUUGGCACUGAGGAGAAACAAAAACAUAUACGAAAAGAUCAAAGGCACGCCUAGUGACUUGGUGGACUGGCAGGUAGCCUUCUUUAGAGAUUUGAAGAAAGACAAGGAGGCAAAGUUCGAGGCAAAGGACCUGAGGGCAUAUUCCUAUGGCUGGGACGACGGACAUGAAAUGCUUGUUUUGAAGGAAAAUUAUGGUCGAGGGUCAGCGAAAAGGACGCAGAAAUACAAAGCGGGGCCAGACCGGGAUGGCGAUCUGGAGAUGGAGGAGCACUUGAGUGGGGAAGAGCUACGUUUAGUAGGCAAGUCAGUGGAAGGGCACAUCGAUACGUAG